Molecule: messenger RNA, 4022 nt
Organism: Nomia melanderi (Alkali bee)
Lineage: Eukaryota; Metazoa; Arthropoda; Insecta; Hymenoptera; Halictidae
Gene: Eaf
Product: ELL-associated factor
Biological process (GO): transcription elongation by RNA polymerase II
Cellular component (GO): super elongation complex
Molecular function (GO): transcription elongation factor activity
Source: RefSeq, a predicted model, not a curated record
GUGAAUAAUCAAAUUGGUUCUGAUGAAAUCAGUCACCUCUGUCCCCGAAACAAACUUUCAAGGCAUCGGGCGUGACAUGGCAGAGCGUCUGGGUUUAGGUCCCGAGAUUCGGGAACUUAAACUUGGACAAAGCUUUACCAACAACAGAUCUACAGCCUUUCACACCUUAAAAUAUGAUUUCAAGCCUGCUAGUGUUGAUGUUUCUAAAGUAGCGAGGGUUGAUGUUGGAGCUAACAACACGAUGACAGUUACUGUGCCACAUUUAGAUGGUGCCGGAAUACCUCACACAGUGUUUAAAGGUUCUCAGAGACCUUAUCACAAAGAAUGUGUUCUUAUAAUAGAUAGAGUUACAGGAGAGAUUACUUUGGAGAAAUUGACAGCGAACAUACUAGUUAAGAAAACUAGAACAGAACCAAAGUUGCAGUCACAUUUAGGAAUUCCUGGAGGAAAUAAUAGCAGUAGACCGAUAACUCCAGUUGAAGCUAAGAGGAGUCCCACGCAUGGCAGGGCAACUGGGAGAACAAAAGUUACAAGUGGAAAGAAAAGAGAACCGAGCGUUCAGUUACAUCCAAAGCAGUUCAGUCCUCUUAGAGUUUCUCCGUAUCAUGGCAAGAGCCCACCAUCCACUUCAACUAAUAGUUCACCAGUGCAACUAUCUGCCGCACCACCUUUGGCUAGUUUGCCAAUGAUUGGUUCCGAGAUCGAUGACUGUCCUUUGAUGGCACCUGGAUCAUUCCCCCCAAUGAAUUCUUCUGCACCUCCAAGACCCUCUCCUGCUGUGAAUACUCAACCAACCACAAAACCUCCUGUACACGUAGACAGUGAUGAAGGAGCUCUAAGUGAUUCUACUACAAGUAGCUCAAGUUCAGAUAGUUCGGAUAGUGAUUCUGAAACUGAAAAUGUUCCCGUGAUACCAGGAACUAAUGGACAUACGAAUAGUACAGCUUCCUCUCCUACACGACUGAUGUCAGAUAAUCUUUUAAACGACGAUUUGCAGCUAUCGGAAUCAGAAUCUGACAGCGAUUAAUGAUAUAUCGGAAGAUCUUUCAAGAUCGUUAUGGUCAAAAUAUUGUUUUUCCAGCAUAUCGUUUGCUAUGGUCUAUUAAAAAAUACAUGAAGAUAAAAUAGAGGAAUUGUUAAUUUUGUUGUACAUCACAGAUGAAACUGCGAUAAGGAAAUACGAAAGGAUGCCUCCACACAUUCUACAUGUACUGCAGUAAUUUUUUCUGUGCGCAAGCGCAUAGCAAACGUUUGCUUUUUCCAACAGUUAAACAUAUGGAAAAAGUAACGAAUACGAAUGGUAAUAUAGUGUAUGUACAUUUAUGUAUAAGGUAUUAGGGAUUGUACAAUUAUUAUUGACUAAUAUUUAGUGUAAUUACAUAUGAUCUUUACUUUCUUAUAUACUUUAAAGGUAGAAAUCUUGCCGAAACCAUUUAUGUACUUCUUAGGAAAGUGGCAAAAGUUUUCAAUCGUUUAAUGUUGAAUUUGAUUUUUGUGUUGUUCAAAAUGCUUCUGAUAUCUGGAUGUCAUAAUACCGUAGUACGUCCGUUUGGUUGUACACGAACGGUCUCGUCUCAGAAUGCAAAAUGUCAUAUACGAUGUGUGCACAAAAACGAUCAAACGACUGUAUUACUUAAAAAAUAUUUAUUUAAAUGAAAUUGUAUAAAUUUAAUAAAGUAUUCAUUAUAAUACGGAUUGUAUUAUAUACAUGCAGGAUAUUUAAUAACAAAUUUUACAUCGAUUAUAUAUAAAUAGUCCACUAGUAACUUCACCUGGAGUUACUUACGUUUUUGUACUAUAUAAAUUAUAAUGUUAUUCUUCAACCUGACAAUAGUUCUUAAUCUUCAUGCAAAUUAACAGUUUUACAUAUACAACUAAUGUCAUUUAUAACGAUCUAUGUUAGUGUCAUCGGUAAAUAUUAUUCAUUUUAAUAAAUUGUUUUUGUAAAUUUGGUAAUCUAAUACCAGUCUAGCGAGCUGGCUACGCCGACCCAAAUGGAAAUUGCUUGAUCGGUUGCAAAGCUUAUACACGUUGUUGUUGUAGGCGCUACUGCAUUCGGUAUCUUUAUAUUUUACUUUUAGCGUUGGUUCUAUUGCCCGUAAUAUAUGUACAUUACUAAAAGAAACAAACAUUUCAAAGAGAGACGUGACAGGUAGAUCCUGUGAUAGUUUUAAGAGUGGCAGAAUGUCCCUAUCGAAGUGUGUUAUUGGAAUGCUAGUCUCGACCGCUCUUCGCACUGAAACAUUAGAACGUGUUGUUAACGUGAUGUACGACAAAGAAGCCUCUUAAGUAAUUACAUUGACGCCAAAAUAAUUCGUUGCUCUAAGAGGAAAGUCAAUGUAGCCUGUGAUGUCUGCGACAGUCAAAGAAGUGACCUUAAUCUCCUCCUUGACUAUCAGUGUAGUAAAUAGUAUAAAAAAUAUGUUUUCGAAACACUUACUUGUAUUGUAAUCUUUGACGUAAAAAGCAAUAUUAUUAUAAUUAUAGUUAUCGUAUCUCCCGUGAUUACGAUUGAUGUCUGUGUCAACAUGUUUUGCAUCGUUUAUGUGAGCUAUGUCAGGGUGAAAUUCCACAAAUGGAAUUGGGCUGAAUAUCUGAUACUGACUGAUGGUAUUCAUACGAAUCUAAACAUUUGCAGACUAGUAGUUAGUUUCAAAUGUGGAGAAAGAAUUAAAAUAAGUAAUAUACCUACUCUAUUCAAAUAAUCCAAUCGUAAUUGUAUUCCCGUCUCAACAAAUAGUAUUAAACUUUCUGGUGAAAAUUUACGAAUGCACAGAUCUGUGACAGCGAUAUUUAACAUCGGAUCUAAUUCGAUGGACGUUACAUUACUUGGUAAACGGAUAGAAAGCCAAGUGAUCUUCGAAAGAUUUUUUUUAUACUUGUCAGCUAAUGUUAACGCGUACUGUUUAAUGUCGUGAAACACGUCCCCUUUACCUUUCGAAGUGGAACCAAAAUUGUAUAAAAGAGCCUACAGAAAAAUCAAGGUUGUCAAUGAAUUGGAAAAGUUAGCUAUGAAAAUUUUCACGAUAAAAGAAAAACAAUUCAAGAAGUACCAACCAUCAUUAGGAAAGUUUUAUAUUUCUUCUCCAUGCAAUCUAUGGCAUACUGUUCCAAAAAGUUCAAUGCAGCCUGCUUCUUUGAUGAAUCGACAAUCAAUACUACGUUUACCCUUGUAUUUUCUGUUACGUAUGGAACAGGUAGAAUUUCAACUUUACCAAGAGGCUUGCACACUUCGAUUCUUUUCCUUAUUUCUUUGCCAGUGACAGUGUCGGUAAACGCUAAGUCUAAUAUAUAAUCCAUUCCACGCGAUGCAUCAAAUUUUUGGUACCCGUUUAGUAAUUUUUUGAAUUUUAAUUUUUGCUGAGAGCUACUAAUGAUGUUAGAGGCUGUUACAUUAAUUAUUCGAUCAAUGUCGAACUUUGCAUCAACCUUUAGUUCCUGUACAGUUAAGAAGUCGGUACUGAAAAAUGUAUGGGUUUCAUUAAAAUAUGUCCACCGUAAGAUAUCGAAACGUCCGGAUGCUUUGUUUCCUGGUUGAUUACCAACCGGCCAGGAAAUAUUGUGUUCUUGGGGUGGACCUAAGUACGCCGUUGUUUUAAUUGAUUUCCUGAUGUCGGAUAUUUGUCUUUGAAUUUCAAUAGACUUCAUCUGAAAGCAGUACGAUAAAUGACAAUUAUUAAAUGUAAAUUGAUUCCAUGAAAAAAUUGUGUCUGUUUAAUAAUCUUACUGCUGCAAAAUAAGUGUUGAAUUUGUAAAUAAGGAGGUGAUCGUAUAUCGGGUAUAUCACGAACGAAUUUAGAAACUCUUCGUUUCUAGCUAAUUCCUUAAAAUGUUUCUCAAAUAAGAACGUGGGUUUCAACUUGGUGAAUUGGUACUGUUGCCCUUGUGUAUGAUUGGAACAAGGCGUUGAUGACGAAUGAACGAUACAUCGACCAAAAUUAACGUCGUCCGAAUCGGAAUAAGCAUUCUUUACACACCAGUCUAAAUUGUUCUUCAAUUCUUGUAUUACCGAAUUGCUCAAA